UGCCAGAAUUUCAAUAGAAGAAGAAGGAACAGUUUUCACCGGGUUUCUAAAAUUCUACGUUACGUAGCUUUAUGCUGUUGACUAACUGCCCAUAACAUGAUUUGUAGUUUGCACAAAAAAACAUUCUAACUUACUUCGUGUUGGAUAUCUUAAGGAACAUUCGAAGCUGCCAAAGAAUUUCUAAUAAGGGUUUGACGCUGCCUAGUAAGUUAGCUUGCUAGUUAACAUGGCGUGCUAGCUUCAGAAGUCGCCUGUCAACACAUUAGCUUACAUGCUAACGUUAGCUGCUGCUUCGGUUCAUAGGGGAAAGUGUAAUUAAGUGUUUCUGCUAUUGUCAGACAAGGAGGAUGAAGGUAAAGAUCCGACAGUGGAACGGAGUGGCCUCUUGGUUAUGGGUGGCUAAUGACGAAAACUGUGGGAUCUGCAGGAUGCCCUUCAAUGGCUGCUGCCCAGACUGUAAAGUGCCUGGGGAUGACUGCCCACUGGUCUGGGGUCAGUGCUCUCACUGUUUCCACAUGCACUGCAUCUUGAAAUGGCUGAACUCACAGCAGGUCCAGCAGCAGUGCCCCAUGUGCCGACAGGAGUGGAAGUUCAAAGAAUGAACCUGUGGAGUAUGCCUGCAGAGACUCUUGUUGGGAUUUCAUUUUUAUAUUAGCUGUACAUAACUAUGUUUUUCUACUUCUCUAUUUGAUGUAACGCAAAGGACACUUGAAACCUACUGGAUUCCGUUUGCCGAUUUAGUAUGUGAUUAAAUGGAAGGGGAAAAAAAAACCUA
Perca fluviatilis (European perch) is the source of this 775-nucleotide messenger RNA. It is a transcript of the gene anapc11, whose product is annotated as APC11 anaphase promoting complex subunit 11 homolog (yeast). The coding region runs from base 348 to 602 and encodes 84 amino acids. The transcript has 2 exons. Gene Ontology annotation, cellular component: nucleus; anaphase-promoting complex. Lineage: Eukaryota; Metazoa; Chordata; Actinopteri; Perciformes; Percidae. The record is from RefSeq and is a predicted model, not a curated record. Gene Ontology annotation, molecular function: cullin family protein binding; ubiquitin protein ligase activity; zinc ion binding. Gene Ontology annotation, biological process: positive regulation of mitotic metaphase/anaphase transition; anaphase-promoting complex-dependent catabolic process; protein ubiquitination.